Necator americanus (New World hookworm) is the source of this 2214-nucleotide messenger RNA. RefSeq lists its product as uncharacterized. Gene Ontology annotation, cellular component: cytoplasm; nucleus. Lineage: Eukaryota; Metazoa; Nematoda; Chromadorea; Rhabditida; Ancylostomatidae. The record is from RefSeq and is a predicted model, not a curated record. Bases 1 to 2214 code for a protein of 737 amino acids. Gene Ontology annotation, molecular function: protein serine/threonine phosphatase activity. The transcript has 11 exons.
AUGCAAACUACUAAAAACAAAUUGGUCCCAGAGGCGUCUAUGCCAACGCUUCUGGACCGCAUGAUUCGUCGAAUAACUCGGGAAGGCCAUCUUUCUGGAUUUACUGAUGAACAAGUGCUAUCGGUAUUGCGAGAUGCGAAAACGUCUUUGGAAGCGCAACCGGCGAUGCUAGAAAUCGAAGCUCCAGUGGUUAUUUUCGGUGAUAUUCAUGGACAACUGAGGGAUCUGCUGAGGUUUUUUACUAUAGUAGGCGCUCCGCCUGAGAAUAAAAUUCUAUUCUUAGGCGAUUAUGUUGAUCGAUGCAAGAAAUCUCUUGAGGUUAUCAUACUUUUACUUUGUUAUCGUAUCAAAUAUCCACACCUUAUUCAUCUUCUUCGCGGGAAUCAUGAGUGCUCAAAAAUGAACCGAUUGUAUGGGUUUUAUGAAGAACUGCGGCGGAAAAGAAGUGUAUAUAUGUGGAAAAAAUUUCAGGAGGUUUUCAAUGAAAUGCCCCUUUGCGCUGUUGUCAGCACUCGUCUUCUCUGCAUGCAUGGUGGGAUUUCUCCCGAAAUUCAUAGUUGGGAAUCACUACAAAAUUUGAAGAAGCCGAAGACUCCACGGGCAUGUGAUGAUGGAAUUGCUGUUGAUUUAAUGUGGUCAGACCCUUCAAUGGACUCAUGUACUGGUUUCCAGUUCAAUGCGAUUCGUGCCACUUCCUACGUUUUUGGUGGGGAUACAAUUAUAAAUAUUUGUAAUCUACUUGACAUUGAUAUGGUGGUAAGAGCUCACGAGGUGGUGAAGGGAGGUCACCAAUUCAUGUUUGAUCGAAAAUUAUUAACCAUCUUCUCAGCUCCGAAUUACUGUGGAACGGACGGAAAUGCUGCUUCUGUUGUGAAGGUUUCUGCUAAAAUGGAAUUAUCUUUUGUGACGUUGAAGCCUCGUUUGGAUACCACUCGUCUUAGCGAAGAAAAAAGGCUCCUUCUUGAGAAGAUGACGAUUGAAUCAGCCGCGAAGAGCCCAGAUCCAUAUGUUCGACCAUUUACUGGAUCAGAAAAUAAAAUGAAAAUUGGAAAUAACGACGACAAUUUAAUAGGACCCAUUGGCACUAGCGGAACUGAUCUUCAGGCAAAAGAUAAACUUUCCUUCAACAACGAGAAUCAACAGCCAGCUGAAGCGGCCCACUUAUCCAAUUUCCUUACUGUAGCACCAACAGCUAAGGAAAAUGCUAUCCCUUCACUUCCAAGUGAUCCACAAAAGUUUGCAAAAAGUGCCCUUACUGUUACACCAGAACAGAGACAAGUAUUCACUACGGAAAAGUCGUCGAAUGAGAAUAGGGCGUCCUCAAAUCUAGUGGGACCCACUACGGAAAAGCCGUCGAAUGAAAUAAAAGCGUCCUCAGAUAUAGUGGUACCUCUAUCAGUAGAUUCAGUGCCAGAAAGGACAGAAAAACGAUCUGCUGCGAUCGCUACAAAAUCGCAUUCGCCCAAAAAGCGUGAUACGGUCCCUACUAUUGAUUCAAAUGCUCAAGGUCCGGAGGGAAUGUCAACACAUCCCUACAAAACAAUAACAAUAACGAAAACUUCAUGGGAGAACAACUCAUCCGUUAAUGAAUCUGUUGUUCGAAAAUCACCGGCUAAAACAAAGGGAGUAGUAUCUACAACUGUGAGUUUAAAUCAAUCCGGUGGAAAACGUCUGGAGAGCGGUUCUUCUCCAUCCAGAACGCCUCCACCUAACUCACACACUGUACCAUCCAAUCAGCAAAAACCUCAUGAGUUCUCUGUUCCAACAAAUCCACCGGUCACAUCAAAACCUUCUCCGAUAUCACCACGUAUUGGUGGGAAUAAUUGCACCACUCCAGCUCCAAUUCUAUCGUCGUCGAGUUCACAGGCGAAAGAAAAGAAGUCAUCUGCAGCCCGUCAAUCAUCUACAGGUGGCCCCCGCUCACCACGUCGUGCACUAUCCUCACCUGCUCCUCUCGGAUUAAACAAUAUAGAAAGCGAUUCUAGUAGCUUGUCUACAAUUUCUGAUAAAACUAACCUAACAACCAAACCUUACUCGCCAACUAACGGAAAAUUGAAAUCAUCCACGAAGCCAAGAAGUGUAGAAGAAGCUGCGAAAGCGGCUAUAGUAGCAAGAAAAACACCACAUCAUCCUCUUCCAAAAGAUUCGAAGAAAAUCAUUCAUGACACCGAAAAAGCACUAAACAACCCUUUUCUUACAUCUCCAAGGAAAUAA